Messenger RNA from Chenopodium quinoa (quinoa), 723 nucleotides. RefSeq names its product agamous-like MADS-box protein AGL29. The record is from RefSeq and is a predicted model, not a curated record. Lineage: Eukaryota; Viridiplantae; Streptophyta; Magnoliopsida; Caryophyllales; Amaranthaceae. Gene Ontology annotation, biological process: positive regulation of transcription by RNA polymerase II. Gene Ontology annotation, molecular function: RNA polymerase II cis-regulatory region sequence-specific DNA binding; protein dimerization activity; DNA-binding transcription factor activity, RNA polymerase II-specific. The transcript has a single exon. Bases 32 to 562 code for a protein of 176 amino acids.
CAUACAUAAUAACAAAAAAUAAGAGAGGAAAAUGGGUCGUCGAAAGAUUGAAAUGAAGAAAAUAGAGAAAAGCUCAUCAAGGUUGGUUACUUUUUCCAAGCGUCGAUCAGGCGUUUUUAAGAAAGCAAAUGAGCUUUCUACCUUGUGUGGAGCAGAGAUUGCAAUUCUUGUCUUUUCUCCCGGAGGAAAACCCUUUUCAUUUGGGAAACCAAAUAUUGAAACUGUGGUUAAUCGAUUUCAAAAUAGAAAUCAGAAACGAGGUAGAAGCCAUAAAAAUGGAUCUCGUGCAUCGAACAAGAAGACUCAGAAUCGAGUUCAAAAGCUCAACCAUGAACUCAUCAAUUUGGAUGCUCAAAUCGAGUCUGAAACUCAAAAAAAUGAGAAAUUUAACCAAUGGGGAAACAAUUGUUUGUUUGAGGGAAAACAACCAAUUGAAAAACUUGACUUAAAUCACCUGAAAAUAUUUCAGAGGCAACUAAAUGAUUUUUGCACCAAUUCAAAUAGCCAGGUGAUGGAAUAUGAAGCAUCGCAAUCCUUAUUGCUUUUGGCAAAUAUGGAGUAAUUCAAUUCAAAAAGAUUAGCAAAAACUUGGUUACUAAAUUAAAUAAUAUCUUAUUUCAAUAGAAGCCAUAAAGACGAUGGUCAAUAAAGUUAUUUAAAUGUUUGUUGUUUUUCCUUUGAAUAGUAAUAUUGUAAUCUUAAUUUUCAUGAAAUCAUAAUAAA